GUAAUAAUUUCAUAGCGCAUCACUGCAUAACUGGUGUGCUGUGAGGAUAAUAAAAGAUUAUUCUAUUAGCUCCUCUUUUAUUUAAACAUUUUUUGGUCUAUUAUACAAUGAAUUAUAGGCCUAUAAUUAAAAUUGUUAACAGUCUAUAACACUGCAGUCAUCAAUGAAAAUUAAGAGCAGAUUUACUUCAAGCACCAACUUUAAAAAAACAACCUGUUUAAUACGAAAUACUUUUCUUCUAAUUUGUUUCACUAUAAACAGACCACGGACUUUCGGCUCGCGGGGGGCCCCGCGGAUUUGUGCUAUGUCACUGAUUCCAGUUAUAUUCUUUUGAGCUCUUUUGUAUCGUCUCAUCAUUUCUCUUUCUGUGUUUUUUUUGCUUUUUCUUUUUCUUUUCAAAUCUUCCUUUUGCUUGUUCUCUCUCCUCGAUCGUCAUACGCCCCCUAAUGCUGAUUGGUUGUGCGUUUGUUGUUGGUAUCGGCCCGACUAACUUCCAAACAGUGUAGUUGAAAAAAUGGAUACCCCACCUUUAAAAUUAUAUUUUUCAAAUCGUAGUAAGAAAAACUAGACCCCUAGUGGUCAAAGUUGUUUACAUUUUGUCAGUGAUGUGAUCUUCACUUUUAAACCUACGGAGACAUGGUGAUGGAAAAAAUAUGAGAUGGGAGGAAAAAUUAUAUUUCAACGCUUUUGCGAUCCCUGAGAAACUCAAAACAUUUUGUGAGUGAACACAAAGUUUCUCGGGGGAGAAUGCGAGAUGAGAAUGCAAAAGCGCUGACUUAUAAUUUUCCUUCAACAUGUCCCUAGGGGCACUGUAUAAACCUUAUAAAUGUAUGAGUUUGAUAGAAGUCUAAUAUUGUAUGAAUUCCUCUUCUCUCAUUACAGAUGGUGCCAUAUAUGUGUUUGUUGUUAAUCAUCCUCAAGGCAAAAGCCAAGUGGAGAUUUUCAGAUUUGUUGAGAAUGAAAAUGCCCUUCAAUACAUCAAGACCAUCAAGCAUGAACUUCUGCAUAAUGUGAAUGACAUAGUAGCUGUGGGGGCCGAAAGCUUUUAUGCCACCAAUGAUCAUUACUUCACAAAUGAGAUUCUCAAGUUGGUGGAGUCGUUUCUCUCUUUGCCCUGGUGUGACGUUGUCUACUUCAGCCCUGAGACCGUGCAGGUUGUGGCAGAGGGUUUCCUAUGUGCCAAUGGCAUAAAUAUCUCACCCAACAAAAGGCAUUUGUAUGUGUCAGAUGUUCUGAAGCACACAAUUGCCGUCAUGGAGAUACAGAAUAACACUGUAUUGUCUCACGUAAAGGAAGUUGAUGUGGGCUCACUCCCUGACAACAUCGAGGUGGACCGUGAAUCUGGAGAUCUGUGGCUGGGCUGCCACCCAAACGGUUUCAAAUUCAUGCUUGGUGAUCCGAAUGAUCCACCUGGUUCUGAGGUUAUCAGGAUUGAGAACAUCCUCUCUGAAAAGCCCCAGGUGACUCAGGUGUAUGCAGAUGAUGGCAGUGUGAUCAUUGCUUCUUCAGUGGCAGCCCCAUAUGGAGGAAAGCUGCUCAUUGGAACUGUUUAUCAGAAAGCUCUGAUCUGUGACUUUAAAUAGUGAAUAUAUUCACUUGAAGCAAACAAUGAAAAAAUACUUGAUUUGGCUAAUGUGUAUAAUUUCAGAAAUUGACUUAUUGCAACAAACCAUUUAAAGACAAAUAUUGCUAAUUAUUCUUGAUGAGUUGACCUCUGAAAUGUCAAUUAGUGCCAACCGUUUUCUGCAUUGACAUGCUACAGUUCAUCUAAAAAGUUUUAAACUACAUUUUUCCUAUGAUAUAAUCAUUAUACACUCUUUGGGUGGAGUGAAACUUGGGUUAUAGUUUUGAGUUGACUUGUAUUGAGACUUUUUGAUUCAAUUUCUUAUAACUUGACAAGAAAUAUUAAUAAUUAUAUUAUUAAUAAUAUACUUAAUAUGUUCUUUAUUGGCAUCUAUGGUUCCAUUAAGAACCUUUAACAUAAAUUGAGCCUUUAAAUUCCACAAAAGGUUCUUUAGAUUUUCAAAAUGUUCUUUACGCUGAUUAAAAAAAAACUUUUUAAGAACUAAUAGACAAAACAUUUUGCUCACUGGAAUCAAUGUAUUGCAACUGUCAGAAGCACAAUGAUCUCUCAGGGUGUAUAAAAUGCAAUAUGACAUGUCCAAAGUGUUUGGGAUGGCACUUAUAUCUUGUUUGCCCUGUUAAAGAACCAUUUUAAGACUAAAAAAAGUCCAAAUUGUAAAUCCAAACCUUGCCAGUAUGAAUGAUACUACAAUGGUAAUGAUUAAACAGCUCAAUUUAUUUUAAUGCAAAAUGUAUAUUGGGUAACAGGAAAGCACGUCACAUGUUUUGGAAGAGAAAAUGUGUCCAACUUAGUUAAUCAAAGACCUUUUAUAUCUUAAAGGGUAAAAUAAUCUGUUUUCAAAACACCUGCUUCUAUGAUUCUAGCUUAAUGCGUGGCUGUGUGUGUUCAGUGUGAUUUAGUUGACUCUGGAAUCAUUCUUAAGUCUAAUGACUAGCACAAUAAUGUAACUGUCUUGAGUGAUUUGUAUGUGUUCAUGACUUAAUGUAGCUUCCGAAUUUUAAUAUGAUUGUGAAACAAAUCCAUUCUCGACUCCAUACUUGCACAUACAUGUUGUGACUGAUGCCAAGUUGAGUGUUCAUUAAAACAAGAAAUGUUA
Megalobrama amblycephala (Wuchang bream) is the source of this 2681-nucleotide messenger RNA. RefSeq names its product serum paraoxonase/arylesterase 2-like. The coding region runs from base 858 to 1583 and encodes 241 amino acids. The transcript has 5 exons. Lineage: Eukaryota; Metazoa; Chordata; Actinopteri; Cypriniformes; Xenocyprididae. The record is from RefSeq and is a predicted model, not a curated record. Gene Ontology annotation, molecular function: arylesterase activity.